AUGAAGUCAACGGAGGUGGACCACGGGCUUUUCACAGACAGCUACUGCAAAGUGUGCAGCGCUCAGCUCAUCUCCGAGUCCCAGAGGGUCGCUCAUUAUGAGAGUCGGAAACAUGCCAACAAAGUGCGGCUGUAUUACAUGCUACAUCCUGUGGAUGGAGGCUGCCCUGCCAAGAAGCUCCGAACAGACAACGGCAGCGAUGAGGGCGAUGUGGACAAGAAUAAGUGCUGCACGCUGUGUAACAUGUCCUUCACCUCAGCAGUCGUCGCACAGUCACACUACCAAGGUAAAAUCCACGCCAAGAGGCUAAAACUACUACUGGGGGAACAGCCUGUCAUCACAACAAAAGAAGUGUCCCCCAGUCCUGUAAAGAGCUCCCCAGAAACAUCUCCCACGACCUCCCCGCGACAGCGCCGUGACUCGGACCGCUACUGCCAGCUAUGCAACGCCUGGUUUAACAACCCUGGCAUGGCUCAGCAACAUUAUGAUGGCAAAAAGCACAAGAAGAAUGCUGCCAGAGCAGACCUGCUGGAGCAGCUGGGCAAGACCCUGGAUAUGGGAGAGAUGAAAGGUCUGAAACGGAGCUAUACCUGUGAAGUCUGCAGCAUCACACUGAACUCUGUGGCACAGUACCAUGCACAUCUGCAGGGCUCAAAGCACCAAAACAAUCUGAAGAAUCAGAUAUGUGUCCAGUGAGCAUGGGACGAAGAUAAAAACCAACUAUUGGAUUGAUGUCAGACAAGCUGUGAUCGGCUUGCCCUGCUUUUUCUGCCUCUGCCCUGCUUCUGCUCUUCUCCACACCUCAAUUCAAUUCCUCUCUCUCUCCUCUCUUCUGUCUUUCACUUUGUUUUGGCUGCCCCGACAAGGAGGAAAAUAAAGAGUUUGUUUUUUUCUUUUUUGCAACACUCUGCACUGCAUCGACUUUCUUACUUGUCAGUAUACUGUACACUUUAAACAGCAUUUCUGGCCACUCUUAAAUCAUUCACCUUUGACAUUCCACUGCAGCUGUUUACUGUGGGUUUUUGUUGUUGUUGUUUUUUAUCCACUGACAGUCUGCAAGCAUUAAAGUGGAUCUGAUACAUGCCAGCCUUUCUAAAACUGCAUUCUUCUUUAUUUUCCACAGGAUGCUAAGUGCUUUAAGUGGAAUAAUGACUUGACAAUAUGGGGGUUUGCUUUUACUUGAAUAUAACAGAGCAUAUUUAUUUAAAAGAAAGAAAAACAUGUAUAUGAUUUAGCAUUGUGCGCUUUAACUAUGAGUGAGUCAUUGUCUUUGCCCUCAGAAUCUGUAUUAUACACACAAUGCAAAUCAACUCUAAUGCUUUCAUUGCAAACAGGCUUGCAGUGGAGCUAAUUUCCCUUUACAUCUUAAAGGGGUUGAUGGCAAUAAUGACACUGGUUGGACUCUUACUAUACAUUGUCAUGGUUUUGUCUUGUGUGGGCUGUACUGAACAGAUAAUGACUUCUGUCAGGAGACCAGCAGAAUGAAUAUGAGGCAUCUGCAUCUACACUGAAACAGAAGAUCUUUCCUAGAUUUUCAUAGUUUACCAUUUCUAUAUGUAACAUUGUUAUCAGUGAUAAUAACAUUGCUCUCACCAAUGUAUUGCUGAAAUCUAGGAAUAGCAAACACUGAUACAAAGAGGUCUGACACUGACUCUGAAGCACAACUAGUCAGAUAAUCAGAUAAACAAACAGUGAAGUAUUACCCACACUCCAUACACACACCAGUUUGAUUACUUAUAUAUAUUUGUAUAUAGUUCAUGUUCCACAAAAUGUUCUUUCACAGACUGACCUUGACCUACAGUUCAGUGGUACAGUCUGCAAUGAGGGAUUAUUACUGACAUUCUGGACAUGGUUUAGGUAAUCUGGCUAAACUGUUGACUUGUUUACAACCUGACUCAUCACCUGACCGCUCAGGUUUCUUGCCCCACUUUGUUGUACUAAUUACACUAUGUUCCUACUGCAUAUCUCAGCAAUGACUUUGGUGAAGACAUUGUUAUAACCUAUAGAACUAAGUCCAGUUAAAUCAAAACAAAAAAUAAUUAUUUAAUUUCUCCUGGUUUCCAGAUAUUAGAAGACAUGAUCUCUUCCACAAAUUUUAAAUGCAAUUUUUCUUUUGUUGUAUAAUGACCACAUGCAGUUUACUGUAUGUGCUCAGUGUUAUAGGAUUAGAUGUGUUUGCUCUAAUCCAGUGUGUCAGAUUCAGUGAGCUCUAUUUACAGAAAAUGGCAGAAAUUGAAUAUUCAUAACUCUGUUUUCAUGAGUGUAGAAUCACCUUAAAAUAAUGGGUAUGUCUGUUCUAACUUAGAAUGAGAUGCUUCUAUCAACGGCUGCUGCGAGUUUUCUUUCACAGUCCACCAUGUUGAAGUACCAUCUUUCUACAGAAGCCCAGAACAGACAAACUAAGCUGGCUCUAGGUCAUUUGGCAGCCAUCAUAGUUUUUCCUUCACACUAGGGUGAGGUGAGGAGGUUGCUAUCAGCAACUCUAUGGAUAGGUGCCACUGAAUCUGACAAACUGGACCUUUAAGAUGCUUUCAUUUCAAUGUGGUCUUCAUCUCAGGGAGGUGUAACUGCUUGCUUUAGUGAAAUUUAACACUUCUGUUGAGUCCAACAUUCAUGUGUACUAAACCCAUUCCACUCCUGAGCCUUGUAGAAUGUGUUGCUAGAUAAGGAUAAGUGGGGUGAACCAUAAUUCUAAUGGUUCCACAAAAAGAAUAUUGAUGUGUUUUAAAGGGUAAAUUAGCUUUAUUAGCCAUAGAUCAUGUUGGAAGCUAAUGUAGCAUUUCUUUCUUACAUGUCAUAUAAAUAAAUGACAGAUGUUGACUUUAAAGCCAGUGUUGUAUAAAUGAGGAAAUUAUAAAUGAAGAUUACUGUUGUGGAUCCGAUUUAUUUGUAAUUACUAUAAUUACUAUAUUUACAUUUGAA
Molecule: messenger RNA, 2922 nt
Organism: Larimichthys crocea (large yellow croaker)
Lineage: Eukaryota; Metazoa; Chordata; Actinopteri; Sciaenidae
Gene: zmat4a
Product: zinc finger, matrin-type 4a
Exons: 6
Coding region: 1-696 (231 amino acids)
Cellular component (GO): nucleus
Molecular function (GO): zinc ion binding; nucleic acid binding
Source: RefSeq, a predicted model, not a curated record